AAUCUAAAGGAAGCAUACGGUGAAAGAGAACAUAUGUGUGUAGUUUCCAAUCGUAACUCAAGCAUUAUAAAAGCUGUUGCUGGAGUGUACAAUAAUGUACCACAUUACGCUUGUAUGUGGCAUCUAUGGGGUAAUGUGACAAAAAAUUUUAGGAAGUCGUAUGAUGCAUUAUCUGAAAUCUUCUAUACCAUGGCAAAAUCAUACUCAAAGUCUGAAUUUCAUAAUUUAAUGGAGAAAAUGAAGCUAGUUGAUGUUAGGGUGAAGAAUUACUUGGAGUUGGCGAGAUACGAUAAGUGGGCUAGGUCAUAUGCAACAGUUCUUAGGGGAUGGACCUUAACAUCAAAUAUUUUAGAGUCAAUUAAUGCUGCACUGGAGCCAUUGUACACACGCACGGAUCUUAUCGAAAAAUUUCAAGCAAUUCUCCAACAGAAUGAAGCAGAGUGUACACGUAUGAAGGUUAUACCAGCGUCAGAGUACGUCUAUACUGUCCACGAUAAGGAGAAACAUUUAUACAAGAAUCUUGAAAAAGGACCAUAUUACUCUAAUCUAUACAAGCCAAAAACUGUACUGAGAACGUAUGAUCUUCUUGUAUAUCCUCUACCACAUAAAGAUGAUUGGGUGAUACCUCAGGAAAUUUUAGACGAAGUAGUUUUUCCCCAAAAAUACAAGCGGCCUCCUGAAAGACCUGCAAAGAAGGAGCGCGGUAAAUCA
This is a messenger RNA of Capsicum annuum, 711 nucleotides long. RefSeq lists its product as uncharacterized. The annotation marks the transcript as partial. The transcript has 4 exons. Lineage: Eukaryota; Viridiplantae; Streptophyta; Magnoliopsida; Solanales; Solanaceae. The record is from RefSeq and is a predicted model, not a curated record.